AUGACAAUCUCCGAGGUGACCAUCUCCCCCUUCUCGGCCGCGCUUCUUUGGAUCGCACUUACGGCUCGCCAAUCUUGUCUUGUGGUCAUCCUCUUCAUCUCCCUCUUGCACAUUCGACUUCGCCGCCCGAUCUCUUAUGGAAGGACUCAAGCCUUCUUGUGGGCACCAUCUGUCGCUCUCUCAGCUGCGGGCACUGGUACUGCAGCUAGCCUUGCUGCAUUCGAGUUGACCUCUCUAUUUGGUGGAAUCGCAUCUUACAUCUCCAUCGUCGCCACUUUGCAGACCUUGAUGUUGAUUUCCAUCCUUCGAUCCACUUUUCGCAUCAUUCGCCGUGCUGAGAGGGAGAGUGACUCUUUCUCGUGGCUCGAAGCGACUCGAAGGAAACGAAGACAGUCCUUUGAUACUGGUGACAUUCAAUUUCUCAAGGAUCGCUCGUCGUGGGUGACAUCAGUCGAGGGUUCGCUGCGACGAUCGCUCUCAGCUUGGUCAUUUACAACGAGCCAGACGAACAAUACGAGAGGUCGCCACACCCCUUACUACUCACUUCCCAGUACCCUCCGCAGUACCACUGACUCCAACGGACGAGACGUUAUUCCGAUCAUCCCUCCGGUUCCUCCUUUACCAUCAGCAUAUCAACGUAGCAUUCCACUCGAUGUUCCUCGUAACACGUCACCCACUGGCUCUACAAACUCUUGGUUGACGUCGUACAGUGGGAGCCGAGAGACGAUGAGCUCUUUCUCCUUUCCGACGACUCGAAGUUCGCCCAAGCAGAGGAGGAAAGCAGUAAUCCUACCUACUACGUCCACCACUGCUGUCUUCCCGGUGACAGCUCUCGUCGACUCUACAUCCACUAGUACUCUUACCUCCGAUUCGGCACCGUCUCCAAGCAGUUUUUCUGUGAGUGUCACAGGAAUAGCGUUGAGCUUAGGCAUAAUCUGGAUUCCAUACAUCUUUGCUAUUCCAUAUUUGAUUCUCGCUCGAGCAGGACUUGACCAACAGCUCACAGCGGCGGGUAUCCUGUUGAUCAUCUCAAUUUGUACACCUUCCAUUCUGUUCUUGAUUUCGUUCGUCUUCAAGGCUCCACUUCCCCUUGCAUUGGAGUAUCCCUUCCCUCCGAAAGAGGUGACCAGGACAAGACCGACAUCCAGUUCGUCUGCGACUCUCCCUAUUCACACAAAUCCCACGCACCUUCGUGUCCGAGGCAAAUCAGGAUCGUAUACGGUGGUCGAAGGGAGGCGUAGCGGCGACAUUUGGAUUGAGAAACGGCAUGCUGUGGAUGGCCUCUCAAGGACGGAACGCGCAAUCAGCCUUCUCAACCCGUAUCCCAAACUAUCCGUCCUACCUCCUCGUGACGAGGUAGUUGAUCUAGCACCUCCUUUGAACGAGCCGUCUACCAACCCUCGUUCAAUGCAAGGAUUGACCAUAUCAGACGAGGAUGUCGACGAGAUUGCCCUCGUACCUUGGAUGGGCCAAACGAUGACGACAGAAUCGACGCCCCCUUUUUUGCGCAAUGAAGAUUCGGUCACCUCUUUGCCAAUGGUGCUGAUGGCUGAGAAACGGCCCAAGGUGUCUGCUCGGACGAUUCGUUUAAACUCACUUCCGAAAGAUCUUCCAACUCCUCCGCCGUCUAUUCCACUUCCACCUACUCCUGCCGAACACGAUAGGUCGAUGGACCUCAGCAAUAACGACAUUGGAGAUAUACCGUCGGAGGUUGAUAGCGAGUCACAGUACUCUGGAUACGCAUCUGAAUACCACGAAAGUCUCGACAAUCACACAGAUGUACAGGCAAACCAAGCGACACCGGUACCCGCAUUUCAAGAGUUAUCAGCUCCAGACGCUCACUCGACACCUCAUUUUAAGAAAAGCGACAAGCUGCACCGCCUCCGUAGCAUCCCUUCUCUUCCGAGCUUCUCAGUGAGAGGCUCGAGCGCCAGUGGCUUGCCUCCACAGACUCCUUACGACACGCCCGACUUACCAGAGAUUUUGACUGGCCCUGGACAAAACAUGGACACGUCUGGACAAUUGAACGCUCCAUCAAGACUCUCGGGGAGUCGAGCUCUUCCUUCUGAGGCGAAAUCAAUUAUAAGCGUCUCUGAGGGCGAUAAGCGUUCUUCUCUGAAACACUCCUCCACAUCUACGCGUCCUCUUAAUCUCCGUUCAUCCGGAGUGACUCGUCAAAAGACCAAAUCGAGACGCUACACUCCCCUCGAGAGCGCAAAUCGUGCACGUGCUUCACGGCGUCGCACGCACAUUCCCAAAGAUAGCAAGACGCUCUACAUGUCGAGAAGUAAGAAGCCAUCUUCUCCUACCACGCCUCAAGAGGGAUCGGCUCCGGUGGUUCAGGCUACAGUCCCAUCUCGAGUGGAAUACAUGCCUGCCAUCAAUCGUCUCUCGACCAUCCUGACCGAUCAUGCCGUUCGAGUUGUGGAGAGUAAUAACGAACAGCAGAAGCCAACACUCAACAUUUUGCCAGAGAAGACGAAACCAAAGCGCCAGCAUCAGCUCUUCAAAGAAAAGGAGAACACUGUCAAGGCACAUUUGAGCCCGCUGGCUCGCACGGAUAGUGCAAGAGCGCGAAGUCGUUUGAUCCAAGGGCAGAAGCUGCCUACGGUCGUCGUACGACCGCCGUCUGGAUACGAAUUCAGUGCAACGCGCCUUUCGAAUCUCAACACGUUCUACAACGCUCAGAUGCUCUAA
Molecule: messenger RNA, 2697 nt
Organism: Serendipita indica DSM 11827
Lineage: Eukaryota; Fungi; Basidiomycota; Agaricomycetes; Sebacinales; Serendipitaceae
Source: the annotation of a GenBank genome assembly